AUGUCUGUCGCGACGGUGAGCGUCGUCACCGACCCGAACGGAACCAGCUCAGACGAGUACUUGGUUACGUACACCGAUGCCUCCAACAACAAGUCGGUCACGCAGCGCUCCUUCAACGAGUUUAUUCAUCUCGGCAAGCUACUCAACAAAGAGGUCUCCUCUGACAAGCUCGAACUCCCCGUCAGAGGCGCAAAGGCCAUUUUUCAGAAGCUCAACAAGAAAUUUUACGUUCACAGGCUGGACACUUUGGAUCGAAUGAUGAAACAGGUCGUCGGAAACAGACAUUUCAUGCAGCACGAAAGCGUUCCUAAGUUUCUCUAUGGCCCAAAAGGACUCAACGGGAGACUUCCUUCUUCUAAGAGCGAGUAUUCCAUCUCCAGCGAGCACAUCGGCGACAUCAGUCUCGGAGUUACAGAAUCACGUCAUCUAACGCCAACGGAUUUCACAUACAUAAUGCAGAUCGGAAAAGGUUCUUUCGGUCGCGUUUAUUUGGCGACGAUGAACGGGCAAUCAAACAAGUACUACGCUAUCAAGACGCUUGAGAAAAAGAAGAUCCUUCAGAAGAAUGAAACCGACCAUAUCAACUGCGAACGACGCGUGCUCAUCGACAACCUAAAGCACCCCUUCCUCGUCUCCCUGAAAUACUCCUUCCAGACUGUGGACAAGCUCUAUUUUGUCCUGGAUUACGUUAACGGCGGAGAGCUCUUUUUCCACCUCCAACGCGACAGGACCUUUCCAGAAUCGAGAGCCAAGUUUUACUCCGCCGAAAUAGGCUCCGCGAUCGGCUACAUGCACGAGAGACAGCUGAUCUACCGCGACCUCAAGCCAGAGAACAUCCUUCUUAACUCGGACGGACACGUGAAACUCACUGACUUUGGCCUCUGUAAAGACAACAUGAAAGCGGGCACAACAACGGAUACCUUCUGCGGCACGCCGGAGUAUCUGGCUCCAGAAGUACUAAAGAAGCAACCGUACACCAGGUCUAUCGACUGGUGGUGCCUUGGAGCAGUCACUUACGAGAUGGUAUAUGGCCUGCCUCCAUUCUACUCACGUGUCGUUGAUGAAAUGUACAGAGGAAUACUUUACAAACCUCUCAAGUUGCCAACCUCUGUCUCGUCAGAAAUGCGCGACUUCCUGCAGCACGUCCUACAGAAAAAUCCAAAAGAGCGUCUCGGUCACGGAGAGUCGGACUGGGAAGAAAUCAAAUGCCACAAGUUCUUCCGAGACGUAGCUUGGGAUAAGCUACUGGCCAAGAAAAUUCCCCCUCCCUUCAUCCCUAAUUUGAACGGACCGACCGAUGGAAAAUACAUCGAGGCGUCCUUCCGAAACUCGCCAAUCCCCAAUUCCGUCAAUCAAGCCGCUGUUGGAACUCUCGGUCCAGACAAUCCAUUUGACGGUUUUACAUUUGAAAACCAGUUCUCACCACUGUCAUAUUCGCUGCGAGAAUCUCGCCAAGCAAACUUCGAAAACAACGAAAACUUCAGCGAGGCUUUCUGA
Molecule: messenger RNA, 1497 nt
Organism: Oikopleura dioica
Lineage: Eukaryota; Metazoa; Chordata; Appendicularia; Copelata; Oikopleuridae
Source: the annotation of a GenBank genome assembly